Helianthus annuus (common sunflower) is the source of this 661-nucleotide messenger RNA. Its product is annotated as 60S ribosomal protein L26-1. Gene Ontology annotation, cellular component: ribosome; cytosolic large ribosomal subunit. Gene Ontology annotation, molecular function: RNA binding; structural constituent of ribosome. The record is from RefSeq and is a predicted model, not a curated record. The coding region runs from base 72 to 521 and encodes 149 amino acids. The transcript has a single exon. Gene Ontology annotation, biological process: ribosomal large subunit biogenesis; cytoplasmic translation. Lineage: Eukaryota; Viridiplantae; Streptophyta; Magnoliopsida; Asterales; Asteraceae.
UCCACACCCCACACACACAUCGCCGUUCUUCAACCCCGAAAACCCUAAUCCCUCACAGAGAGCCAGCCGCCAUGAAGUACAACCCACGAGUCACCAGCUCUCGCCGCAAGUGCCGCAAGGCUCAUUUCACGGCACCAUCGAGCGUCCGCCGUGUGCUGAUGAGCGCACCCCUAUCCAGCGAGCUCCGAAGCAAGUACAACGUUCGAUCAGUCCCGGUCCGUAAAGACGACGAGGUGCAGGUUGUUCGUGGGACCUACAAGGGGCGUGAAGGUAAGGUUGUGCAGGUGUACCGUCGCAAAUGGGUUAUUCAUAUCGAGAGGAUUACUCGUGAGAAGGUGAACGGUCAGACCGUUAAUGUUGGGAUUAACCCGUCGAAGGUUGUUGUGACGAAGCUGAAGCUUGAUAAGGACAGGAAGUCGUUGCUUGAGAGGAAGGCGAAGGGGCGUGCUGCUGAUAAGAGUAAGGGGAAGUUUAGCGCUGAAGAUGUUGCUGCUGGUGCUUCUCUUCAAGAGAUCGAUUAGGUUUUUAUUUAUGUUUUGUUAAGUUUUGGUUAUCGUUUUACAGAGCUUAAUGCUUUUACCCUACUUUUGUUAUGACCUUUAUUUUCAAUGGAUUCUGUUUGAUACAUUAUGCUUUGAUUAUCUGAAGAUGAUUUUACGAA